Trypanosoma conorhini is the source of this 795-nucleotide messenger RNA. RefSeq names its product otubain. The transcript has a single exon. NCBI's taxonomy places the organism in Eukaryota, Euglenozoa, Kinetoplastea, Trypanosomatida, Trypanosomatidae. Gene Ontology annotation, molecular function: cysteine-type deubiquitinase activity; ubiquitin binding. Bases 1 to 795 code for a protein of 264 amino acids. The record is from RefSeq and is a predicted model, not a curated record. Gene Ontology annotation, biological process: protein K48-linked deubiquitination. Gene Ontology annotation, cellular component: nucleus.
AUGGCGGCCACCACUCACGACCGCGAGGUGCAACUGGCGAUUAUUCGGAGCGAAAUUGAGGCCUCACCACUCCUCACUGAACACGUGGAGGCGCUGUCGGAAACGUGUACCCUCGUGAGGGAAUUCGCGAACAACUCUGCGAUGUUCCCAAAGGUGCUUUCACUCUUUGCACCAGACAACGCUGAUCGCUACAGCGGCAUUCGGUACGCGCGGCGCGAUGGAAACUGCUUCUUCCGCUGUGCCGUCUUCGCCCUGCUGGAGGCUCUGCUCCGCGAUAGGGCGCUGGCGGCGAGGUACCUAGAACUGGCCAGGGAGCUAACCAAGAAGCUAAAGAGCGACUACGGUGACUUCGUUGAGGACUUCUGCGACGCGGCGAUUGCCGCAAUUUAUGAAAUCGAGUCUGGAUCCUGUACGACGGCGGCGGAGCUGUAUGCACUGGCGACUUCAAGGGACGCGGAGUACAUGCUUUACUUCUACCGCUACGCCGUUUCCAAUUACAUACGUGCCCAUGGGGACGACUUCCUUCCGUUUGUCAUGGGACUUAAUUACGAAAGCGUCGAGGAAUUUUGCCGGGCAGAAAUUGAUGCGGUGUCAAGCGAAAGCGAUCACAUGCAGGUGGUGGCGUUCGCCAGGUGCUUCGAUGUGCGCAUUGUUGUGGAGUACUUGGACGGCAGCGCGGGUACGUGCGCCACGCGCCACACCUUUGCCAGCGGCUCGAGCGACGCCAACGACGACGCGUGUAUUGUACUGACGCUGUUGUACCGCCCGGGGCACUACGACCUCCUGUACAAGUGA